UAGGAAUGCCGGGACGGUCGGUCCCUGCUCGAUUCUCACUUUCCCCCCCCCCCGGGGUCGCCGCCGAGACGUGUGGGGGGCAGGCGAGGGCAUCGAGGUCGGCGUGCACCAGCACAACUUUGCGCUGGAGCGCAUCGCGCAGCCUGACACCCCGUACGGGCUGGAGCCCGCCGCCGCGUGGCUCGGGCGCAUGCUGGAGCCCGCCGCCGCCGCGGGCACCACCCUGAUGCGGGCGGCCGCCGAGGCCGCCGACGCCGAGGAGGCCGUGAGGGAGGCAGCCGCAGGCGUCCCUCCCAUCGCGACCGCCUACAAGUGGGUGGUGCGGGCUGUCCUCGGCGGCCCCGUCUCAGAGGGCGGCGUGUACGCGGAGGGCUGCAUGGAGCUGCUGAACCGCGCGAUCGGCGCAGGGAGAGGGUCGCCAAGACUCUCAACGGGAUCGUGCGCGAGUGCUUGUCGCAAGGGCAUGCGGACGUGGCGGCCGAGCUCGAGCGGAUCUGGCUGGAGAAAGGCGUGAGGCUGCCGAAGGCCACCAACGCCCUCCUGGCCGCGCGGGGCCUGACGGUCGGGGACGAGAAGGCCAUGGCGGAGCGGCUCGAGAGGCUCGGGACCAACCUCACGGUCC
This is a messenger RNA of Prorocentrum cordatum, 622 nucleotides long. The record is from the annotation of a GenBank genome assembly. NCBI's taxonomy places the organism in Eukaryota, Dinophyceae, Prorocentrales, Prorocentraceae.